AUCGUCAGGUCUACAAUGAUCUUCGCUCUCGUCCCACUUUCUGCUCUCGGUGCCGGACCUGAGAUCACCAACAACAUGUAUGCUCCCCACAACUGCGUUGGUGGAUCUGAGACCUCCUGCCUUCCUUCCCCGGGAGAGCUCAGUGGCAUGUUCGCUGAUCCUUCCAAGGCUGGUAUGGGAUACACCGUUCCUGCUCCUUCCCACUGGUACAGGGGAACUGCCGCCUUUCUCUAAGUCUGAGAACCUCAAAACCACAAAGCGUGAUUGGGAUUGAAAUGCCAAGUUG
Guillardia theta CCMP2712 is the source of this 286-nucleotide messenger RNA. RefSeq lists its product as hypothetical. The transcript has 3 exons. The coding region runs from base 16 to 234 and encodes 72 amino acids. The record is from RefSeq and is a predicted model, not a curated record. NCBI's taxonomy places the organism in Eukaryota, Cryptophyceae, Pyrenomonadales, Geminigeraceae.